CUCUCCUGCUCACUGCUAUGACCAGUCCACUGGAAGAUGCAAUGGACACCUUGAUCAGGAUUUUCCAUCACUACUCCGGUAAAGAAGGAGACAGAUACAAGCUCAGCAAAGGAGAACUCAAGGAGCUUCUUACCAGUGAGCUCACUGACUUCCUUUCAGGCCACAAGGACCCCCUCCUGAUUGAUAAAAUUAUGAGUGACCUGGACUCCAAUAAGGACAACGAAGUGGAUUUUAAUGAAUUUGUCAUUCUGGUUGCUGCUUUGACUGUGGCAUGUAAUGAUUUCUUUGAAGAACAGCUAAAGAAAGAGAGAUUUUAAAAAUCCUCCGUGUAAUCAAUCUCCUGGCCACAAAUGUAAGCAAAGCAUGCCUAGUUAGGUUGCCCUCAUUAGUGUUUAGCGAAUGCAAACCAUCAUUCCUCCAACUGUUACUGCUCUAAGACAUUUAUGGAGCUAAUCAGCAGCUGGUGUAAGCUGGACCAUAGCCAGCUUGCACUACUUGAGAUGUGGCUUUUAAUAUUUCCAGUCUUUGCACUCCAUGCAUUUGUAACAUGCCUCCAUCAGUUGCCCAGGUCAAGGGCUUGGGGUGACAGAUCAUUUGGCACAACUUGAGACUUCUCUUUCUUCAAUGUCAGUGGAAAGUAAAAGGCAUGGGAAUGUAACUUGUAUACUUUCUGAAUGGAAAAAAAUUUGAAUGAGAUAUAACACUUGCAAUUUAAUUUUCAGUAAUUUUAUAAUAAUCUUAUUUUGCAGCUCAAAAACAGCAGAAUCUUUUUAGCUCAGCUCUGCUUAUUCUAAAACCUUUUUUAGCUGCUGCUCUCCACACUCGUAUUUCAGAUGUGGUCACAGCUGUCUCUUGCUGCUGAAGCAUACAAUACUGCUUGUCAUUGUUAUGGGUUCAUUUCCUCCAUGUCUCCAGCUUCAAUUUUGUUCUGCUGGCAUUGCUGCAUCCCAGUAGUCAACCUCUUCACUUGGCACAAAUGAAUUUAUUCGUAUCAUAAAUUAUUCAGAUGCAUAGAAGAUUUAGUCAGCAAAUUGUUUGGAGGGCUGAUGGAAGGACUGGGUCUUUGGGGGAAAUGUGUAAAUGCCUUCUGCCUUCACUACUCUGGCACAGUUAAAAGGAAGACUUUUAGGACUAUUUGUGGAGGAUUUAAUGAUGAAAUUCCAGGGUACAACUUUGUAACGUGAGUCAUCUAAGGGAAAAACUAUUAUUUCAUCUUACACUGAUCCCCACCCUGUAUGGAAGCAGGGGUUCCCUGGACCCCAUGGCCAGGCAAAGAGAGAUGAGGCCAACUCCUUCCAGUGUUAUCUUGCUCUUGGGUUAAGAGUAUUUACACACUCCUGUUUGCUUCUGAGGUCCUGCAAGUCAUCAAUGUCAGGAUAUUGUGGCUUUUCUGCAUGGAGAGCUCUGUUAUUUCCUUGUUAUUUUGUUGGUAACUUCAAACUGUA
This is a messenger RNA of Parus major (Great Tit), 1445 nucleotides long. It is a transcript of the gene S100Z, whose product is annotated as S100 calcium binding protein Z. Lineage: Eukaryota; Metazoa; Chordata; Aves; Passeriformes; Paridae. The coding region runs from base 18 to 317 and encodes 99 amino acids. The transcript is spliced from 2 exons. Gene Ontology annotation, cellular component: cytoplasm. Gene Ontology annotation, molecular function: calcium ion binding. The record is from RefSeq and is a predicted model, not a curated record.